Messenger RNA from Pocillopora meandrina, 3016 nucleotides. Lineage: Eukaryota; Metazoa; Cnidaria; Anthozoa; Scleractinia; Pocilloporidae. The record is from the annotation of a GenBank genome assembly.
GGUUUGUGACAAAGCUCUAGGGCAACCGCAUAAUUAUUUGGAAUAUUGUUGAAGUAUAUUCCGUAGAAAUUUUCUUUUCCGCUGUUUAGCUCGAGAAGAGUUGCAAUUACUUGCAGCGACAGCAUGGCCGAAGAGAGCCCGGUUGAAAACAGAGGAACUGUGGAAGCGGCGUAUAAUAAAUUGAUAGAUAUCGAGUUUACUGCCGAGAAUGGAAAUUCUAGUCGUGAAAGAUCACCACAGGAAAACACAGAUAACGCUCCACUAUUGACACAAAUCACUCCACGCUCCACUGAAUCGCCAUCUUUAGAAGGUAACCAUUCUUAUCUCUGCAGUUUCCGUCAGCUAUUCCGUGUGAAAAAGCUAGUGAAUUCUUUAAACCAGAAUCGUCUGUAUAGCUAUAGGUGACAGUUCCACCUGUUAUGUUACAGAUGAACUCUCCGUCAUUGUCUUUUCUCGAGGAGAAUCCUUUGAAUGAAAACCAUUUAACAUACAAAUGCGUAGGGGAUAAAUUAGCAUAAGGACACAAGGGAAGAAAUUCGUGAAAAAGAGACGUUGCGGGUGUUUGAUCAGGCGAUAAUUUUUAAAGAAAACAAGCGGAAACUUGCCAACCACCGUCUGAGACUGAGUAAAUAUUGCUUGAGUCUGUGUCGAUGCACCUCCAAAAUACUUAAAAACGAAACUUGAUCUUAGAGAGCAAUUGCGCCUGUUUUUAAAUGUAAUUUCAGCUUUCGUUCGCGAAAAUUUUAACAAGUCUGUAUAUCAAAUUUACGCGCAAUGCAAAUCAAAGGAACGCGAACUGUGUUAGUUCACCUCCUCGUCUCUUUAGUCUUCUGUUUUAUGGCUAUUUAUGUACGGAUUUGAACUCAACCCUUAAGAAAUACUGCAUUUCCAAACCUUGCCAUCUUGCAGUCUCAGAAGCAAUCUAACUUUCCUCAGAUAAGCCUUCGUAACCUCACAGAAUCUCUUUCAUUUUUCUCAUUAUAUAACAUGAUAACAACUCGACGAGAAGCUUACUCGCAUUAAAUUCUUACCCUCGUAUGGUGUAAGCAGCGAGCUGUUUGAUCUUACAUAGGCUUCUGUAAUGUGUAAAAAGCCUUUUAAGAUUUCAAAUGUCGAUUAAAUUUUGUUCAAAUGAACUGUGACUUAUCAAAAGCUUGCAGUCUUCAUGUCGAAACGGAAUAGACAACUGAUUUGAAUAUAUAUCAACUCAAACUGGAACCCAAGAUUAGGCAGCUCUUAUGCUUCCCACCCAUGACCAAUAACAGUAUUCAAUCCUCAUGUUUGCGCCAAAACAAUUUAAUCCAGAGGUCUCGUUGUAUUUUAUCCCUUUAACCUGUAACAAACUUUGAAAAAUUAAGAAGCCAUAAUUAUCAUCGACAAGCUCGAAAUUACGAUUCAAAAAUGAAACUGCAUAUAUUGGUUGCUCACAAAUAAUUCUCAUUUUAAGUGCUGAUUUUCAUAGUUAAGGUAAUGGAACCUACAAAGAGAACGCAAUUUCUUGCCAUAGGACCACAAAGAAAUUUGAAUUGACCAUUACGGUUUUGAUCUCGAAAUUUGACAUACCCGACAUAUUCAACGCUUCUCGCCUUUACAUGUAAUUAGUGAAAGUGUGAUUUUUGCACAGAAGAAUGAUUAGGAAAAUUGGCUGCCAAUACAUCAGAAUUAAACACAUGAAUUAAGAAAAAAAAUAGCUUUAAAGCCAGACCAAAUUUCAAAGAGAAUAAAAAAACCUCAGACAUAAGAGCUUUGAGUGUGGUAAAAUAUUCGGAAUUACAACCUAGAGAAGACUUCUGUCUCUGCCUAAAUCAGAACUGACAAGACUGCGAAUUGACAGCACUUGCAGAAAACGUCAAGCUUUUUAAUUUAGUAGUGUACAUGUGCUUUUCAUUUCAGGUACUGAUGAAGGCAAGUAUAUCAAUCAAGCAGAAUUACACAGAGCAUCUCUUUGCAGCGGACAAAAAACGUAAGUUGAAAAAUUUUGUUCAGUUAAUCUAGAGUAAAAUGGAGAAUUUAUACAGUUAUAUUAGCCACUACUGUAUUUCGUCCAUAAAAGUCCCAUCCCAGACUUCCCUAGACAAUUCUCUAACGGAGCCCCUGAGUUUUCCCCCUAAGUAUGCUAUGUUUAGCUUGUACCGCGGUGGCUUGCUUCCUGCUCCUUGGUCCCUCAAAUUCACCAUACUUGAUAGAUGUUCAUUUAUCCUUUUUUCUCUCUUCCUUCAGUUUUAUUAACUAAAUUGAGUAUACAGAUCAUGAUAUUCAUUAGGAUUGCGAAAAUAAUUCAAAGGCUAACUCUUUCGCCUUAUUGCGUUCACAUAAUUCUUGAAAGAGGAAGGAUAGAGGCGGUUACAACGUUGAUUCCCAGAAUUUUGUACACAUAAGCUUACAGCGGAACACGAUUUUUUUGCAGGGACCAAGAAAGCACGCAUUUUACACAAAGCAAAAUUCAUAGGAAUGAAGAAGGAAAAAAUAGUGAUGUUGCUACCGAAAACAAAGAAAACUUAGAAGGUGUACCUUCAGAAACAGUUGAAAAAGAGGAGGGAAAUUAUGAAGAACUUGUUUGCUUAGUUAGACAAUUCUAUGUCGAACGACCAGUGAACCCAGCCGCUAUCGCUUAUCAGAAUAUUGAAACUUGUUAGCGACACAUGUCAUCUGCAGUCCUUCGUCUACGUGGCUUCAGCCAUUCAGCGAAAUGUGGAGGUUUAUCACGGAAAGAGGAUUCCUCUUGAAUCCAAAUGGCAGCUCAUCGUUGGACGCCCUACAAGAGGCUCUUACAAGGCCAAAUUUUCAAUCGCUGCGCUUGCUGUAAAAACUGACUAAAACGAAAUUUUCAUUGCAGAAAUUGUUUUGUUCGUAGGAGCACCCCUUCGAAAAGCCACAUUCUGGGUGAACUAGGCGCACUCCACUGUGUCUCUUUGAAUUUGAGACUCAGUACGACCUGAAUAGCUGUGUAGUCUGUUGAGCGAUCGAAUAAGGAUCGAAUUAAACUGUGCUUACGUUGAGCGCGUUAGGAUAAGAG